Messenger RNA from Ostrinia nubilalis (European corn borer), 1319 nucleotides. It is a transcript of the gene loj, whose product is annotated as transmembrane emp24 domain-containing protein 5. The record is from RefSeq and is a predicted model, not a curated record. The transcript is spliced from 4 exons. NCBI's taxonomy places the organism in Eukaryota, Metazoa, Arthropoda, Insecta, Lepidoptera, Crambidae. Gene Ontology annotation, biological process: endoplasmic reticulum to Golgi vesicle-mediated transport; intracellular protein transport; Golgi organization. Gene Ontology annotation, cellular component: COPII-coated ER to Golgi transport vesicle; Golgi apparatus; endoplasmic reticulum. Bases 38 to 742 code for a protein of 234 amino acids.
CUUUCUUUCAUCAUUCAUUCAUUUGUCAUUGUCGAAAAUGGCACAACGGACGUGGCAUAUGUUUACAGUGUUAACAGUAAUAUUUACAAUUUUAUCACUCGUCGGCGAUGUUUUCUCUACAUCAGCGGCACCAUGGUACGAAAAUCUACCAGCGGUCACCAUGGAUUAUAAGGUUCACAUAGACGCCGGGAAGGAAGACUGCUACUUUCAGUAUGUUCAGCCGGGCGCUACGUUUUACGCCAGCUAUCAGGUGUUGAAAGGUGGCGAUGGAAUGUGCGGGUUCGCGGUGCGGCACCCGAACGGGCAGAUCGUGCACCCGUACGAGUGGCGGCAGAGCGCGGAGUACGCCGACCAGUCGUCUUCGGGCGGCUACUACGCCGUGUGCAUCGACAACCAGUUCUCUCGGUUUGCCGGCAAGCUCGUCAACUUGUACCUGUCUGUCAUCCGGUAUGACAUGUGGGAGAAGUACGCUAAGGAGGUGGAGGAGAUGGACAUGAACAUAAAGAACUUUACUAACUCUAUCCAGUUUGUGGAACGUAAUAUUAAUGAUAUACUGCAGUACCAGUACCAUUCCAGAGCGAGAGAGUCUCGAGACUACAACUUGUUGAUGGACAACAAUAAUUAUGUUUUAAGGUGGUCAUUUAUCCAAAUCCUGGCGAUAGCAACAACAGCCACGCUGCAAGUCUACUUUGUUCGGAAACUGUUUGAAGUCAAAGACAACUCCUCCAAGACAAGGAUAUGAUGUACUUCAGGUCCGCACAGGGUGAUCUAUGACUUGUUAUCUCAACGCACAUUCGACUGAACAUUCCUGUUAUUUAAUUUCUUCGUUCUGGACUUCGAUCUCUGUAUCCAUUGUGUUAGUAGCUUGGUUUCUAUAGUCAUAAUAAGUAACAGUGCAUUCAUUAGUUUUAAUUUUGCAUGUAAGGUACACAAUCAUUUCCAAUAGCUCUAAAUACUGUAUAGAAAUUGAAUUGUGUUUACAUUCUUAUCCAUGAUAUCUGAGAUUAACAUUUCUAUGAUCUGAAUAAUUUUAAGUAUUUUUAAAUGGAUUUUUUACUUAUUCUAAGUUAAAUUGUUUUAUAUUUAUUUGUAACAAGUCAAAAUAUUUUUUAAUUUAUUUACAAAAACAAAAUGAAUAAAUCAAUUUCAAAGCUUGACAUUUUUUAUACUACUUUUGUACUUGUAAGUGUUACCAAUUUGUUGAGAAAAUUGGCUUUUAAAUGCUGAUUCUAUUGCUUACAAUAAUAGUUCAUGUACUUUAGGUUUGUUGUAAAAUAAAAAGUUAAGUACAUAAAAUAAUAAAAAAUAUAUUUCCUAUC